GCGCCGUCCGUUCGCUUUCAUUGUUGAAAUAGCAGUCGCUCGGAGCAGUUCAUUCAAGUUGUUCAGUGAUUGCCUUAAAGUAGCACAUCCGCCACUCUCUCUCUCUCUCUCUCCGCCCGCCCGCUCGCUCUCAACGAAACUUCCAGACGGACCAUCUCCGACCCCAGCAAGCAAGUGUGUGCGUGUGCACGAGAAAUAAACGCGUGAAAAUCCCGUCAGCUCCCCCCCGCCCCAUAAAGCACGGUUAGUAGUGUGCCUGUGGUACCACCAACGCCAACACCACCAGGAAAAUCCAGCCGCGCUAAGCGAAGCGUUACUUUUCUUCACUUGUGUCUAUUUUGUUUAUCGUAUGUCCAUCCAGAAUCUUAAUACAUUUGACCCAUUUGCUGAUGCAAUAAAGGGUGCAGACUACGAUGUGCAGGACGGUCUCGUGCACAUAAGAAUUCAGCAGAGAAAUGGUCGCAAAACGCUAACCACUGUCCAGGGAUUGUCGGCCGAGUACGACCUGAAGAAGAUCGUGCGAGCAUGUAAGAAGGAAUUCGCAUGCAAUGGCACAGUAAUUGAGCAUCCUGAGUACGGCGAGGUACUACAGCUGCAGGGUGACCAGCGGGAGAACAUUUGCCAGUGGUUAACCAAGUCCGGUCUCGCGAAGCCGGAACAGCUGAAGGUGCACGGUUUCUAAGCCAAGCACCCUACGCGCCCACCACCACCACCAGCAUCAAAAUCAUCAUCAUUACUACCGCGCCACCGCGUGUACGUGUGUUGUGGCGCUUAGGAGGAAGUGUGUGAGUGUGUGAAACAAUAGCUCUUACCCAGCGAGAAUAGGCAGGAAGUGUUGUGAAGUAAGGCGUUUUAGAGCGAAGGGAAAUUCAGGAAGGAAUUAGUGCUUUUUACAGAGUCAUCAAUCCUAGCCAUCGGCGCACUUAUUUUGCAAACUCACUGGAGAAAGCAUCCGUCUAUACGGCGCGUUUCCCCAGUGCAACCAAUAGUUACACUAUCCUCGGCACCUCCGGAGUGUGUGCAUUGCUUCACCAUUCAACAUCCGUGGGCCCACCAGCGCAUACCCCCCCCCCCCCCCCCACUCUACCCCCGCUUGAAUGAUUGUAAAUUCUCUCACCACAGAUUCUCAACCCGUUUUCUCCUACCACAUGCUCUCGGUAUUGAUCGGUUAAUUGGAUUUAAAUAAGCUUCUUUUAUAUCGUUGUCGUCGCACAUCACGCACAUCUUUUUCUCUCUGGUUCAUAUUGCUUCCCGCAAUGCUUGUUGGGUGCGUAAUUAGGAGUGUAAAAUAUCCCAAAUAACUCUCAUCUCUUCUCCGAAUGAUAUGGAGUAUUUUUGCUUCCGAUGAAAGUUCCCAAACGUAGAGCAGACCAUUCCCGGCAGCAGCAGCGACGAAGUGAAGGAGCACCGUCUCCGUUCGUUCGUGCUGCAGCUGGACCGGUGCCCCGCAAAGGGUGCUAACCGCGUAGCGGUUGGCCACCCCGAACGGGCAUGGGCACUCUGCAGCAGCUGCUGCUGCUGUAAGUCCUCCGCAGUGAUGAUGGAGACUUAAAGCAGCAGCCCUACAACAGGGACAAAGGGAGGAGAGAGAGAGAGAGUUAGAGCGAGCGAGCAAGAGAGGGAGAGAGAGAGGGGUGUAUGUGUGUGUGCGUUCGAGGCGCGCGCGUGCACUCGGGCCAAUGAGUCCGCCGCGUCCAACGAAACACAUUUAACAUCAAACAAAAAGGGCUAAUUAUUGAACGUUAACGACAGACGGGCGCGCGCGCGCGGUGUGUGAUGUGUGCGUGUAUGCGCAUCCGGUUUAACAGCAAACACAGCCGCAGCAACAAUAACAGCAACAACAGCAUCAGCAACCAGAGCAUCAGGCCUUCUUUUCCGGCAAGGAAAACACUGUCUUCAGGAGUUUGCAGCGUUAUACACUUUUGUCAUCUUAGAUCGAAAUAAUAAUGUAAAGCAAACAGAUUAAACGAAAAAACAUUAAAAAAACACAACAUAGCCAAAUCCAGAAGAUAAAA
This is a messenger RNA of Anopheles coluzzii, 2015 nucleotides long. RefSeq names its product eukaryotic translation initiation factor eIF1 (gene eIF1). Gene Ontology annotation, molecular function: translation initiation factor activity; RNA binding; ribosomal small subunit binding. Gene Ontology annotation, cellular component: eukaryotic 43S preinitiation complex. The transcript has 3 exons. NCBI's taxonomy places the organism in Eukaryota, Metazoa, Arthropoda, Insecta, Diptera, Culicidae. Gene Ontology annotation, biological process: translational initiation. The coding region runs from base 350 to 682 and encodes 110 amino acids. The record is from RefSeq and is a predicted model, not a curated record.